Psammomys obesus (fat sand rat) is the source of this 1819-nucleotide messenger RNA. RefSeq names its product leucine rich repeat containing 3B (gene Lrrc3b). NCBI's taxonomy places the organism in Eukaryota, Metazoa, Chordata, Mammalia, Rodentia, Muridae. The transcript has 2 exons. The coding region runs from base 740 to 1519 and encodes 259 amino acids. Gene Ontology annotation, molecular function: protein binding. The record is from RefSeq and is a predicted model, not a curated record.
AGCCCGCCACCCCCAACUCGACAAUAAAAAAACCUCCGAGUGUCUUUCGGUUAUGGUUACGUGCCCUGGGAAAUGCAAGUGCUGAUCUGGGUGGGUGAAAUAAGUGGUUCUGGGAAGAAAAGAUCCCUCUUUAGGAUGCGGGAGGUAGUGGAGGAUGAGAUCUGCCCAAGGGUGAGGGAGUUGGAAAGGCUCUGCUAAUGUGGAUGAAAGGGGCAGCCCACUGUCGCCACUGAAAAGGAUUUGCAAAAAAGAUUGAUGCCCGGUGGGGGUGGAGGCCGCUGGUCUGGGUGUGUAAAUACAGGGGGAGGGGCUAGGUACCUGGGAGGUCCGGAGGUGGGAAGCAGCCCUAGAAUUCCUGCCUAGGGGUAUUUAGGAAGGCUAGCUGCCUCUGCCGAGGGUAGAAAGAGCUCCCUCCCCAGGAACAGACAGACCUCUCGGCUACAGUCUGAAUGCGUUGGCAUCUUGGGCGGUGACUGAAUGUUCAGAUCAUGGACCGUGGACGCUGUCCCUGGCUCCAAGAGGACCACAGCCUCUCUCCUCUGGCACCAGAUCGCUUCUACACCUUUUCAUCUCCGCAACCGGGUUCCUAGGCAAGGACUGGCACAAUGAAGAAGGCUGUGUGCUAGCUGCAACCUUUUGAACGACUCUGGAAGGAAAUCCAGAGUGUGGUCAGAUCCAGAACCGUUGCCAUACUUGGAGUGAAUGAGGAAUGGACUCGUGAUUAUGCUGAGGUUCCAGAAUGAAUCUGGUCGACCUGUGGCUGUCCCGUUCCCUCUCCAUGUGUCUCCUCCUCCAAAGCUUUGUCCUAAUGAUACUGUGCUUUCAUUCUGCCAGUAUGUGUCCCAAGGGCUGCCUUUGUUCUUCCUCUGGGGGUUUAAAUGUCACCUGUAGCAAUGCAAAUCUCAAGGAAAUACCCAGAGAUCUCCCUCCAGAAACUGUUUUGCUGUAUCUGGACUCCAAUCAGAUCACUUCCAUCCCCAAUGAGAUUUUUAAAGACCUCCAUCAACUAAGAGUUCUCAACCUGUCCAAAAACGGCAUUGAAUUUAUUGAUGAGCAUGCGUUCAAAGGAGUAGCAGAAACCCUGCAGACCCUGGACUUAUCUGACAACAGGAUCCAAAGCGUGCACAAAAAUGCCUUCAAUAAUCUGAAGGCCAGGGCUAGGAUUGCCAACAACCCAUGGCAUUGUGACUGCACUCUCCAGCAAGUUCUGAGGAGCAUGGCAUCCAAUCAUGAGACAGCACACAAUGUAAUUUGCAAGACCUCGGUGUUGGACGAGCAUGCCGGGAGACCUUUCCUCAAUGCCGCCAACGAUGCUGACCUUUGUAACCUCCCUAAAAAGACUACUGACUAUGCCAUGCUCGUCACCAUGUUUGGCUGGUUCACCAUGGUGAUCUCCUAUGUGGUAUAUUAUGUGAGGCAGAAUCAGGAGGAUGCCCGGAGACACCUUGAAUACUUGAAAUCCCUGCCAAGCAGGCAAAAGAAGGCAGAUGAGCCCGAUGACAUUAGUACUGUGGUAUAGCGACCACACUGACUGGCACUGGGAAGGUAGCUUCUGGCUGUAGUAGAAUACGUGGUUCACUUCUUCCUCCACUGUACAUGUUUAAAACUUUGUAUUUUAGUUUCUUUGGAAUCACACCACUGUUGGACUUUUCACAAAUACUACAACACUAAUAAUUUUAGUUUAGGUGAUCUUCCCUCCUUAAUUGUGCCCCCCAGCUCCUAAGUAAAAAAUUCUCUGAACAUUAGUUAGACCCAUCUCACUAUUUAAUAAUGAAAUUUAUUUUUUUAAUUUAAAACUGAAUAAAAGCUUAACUUUGAA